Messenger RNA from Ostreobium quekettii, 240 nucleotides. The record is from the annotation of a GenBank genome assembly. NCBI's taxonomy places the organism in Eukaryota, Viridiplantae, Chlorophyta, Ulvophyceae, Bryopsidales, Ostreobiaceae.
AUGACGACUGGGAUGCAUAUCGUGCGGGAUGCAUUCUGCACAAAAUGCAUGUUUCCUGUGGGCUGGAAAUACGAGGAGGCCCGGUGCAAGGCUCAAAAGUAUAAGGAGGGCAAGUACAUCCUGGAGCGCUCGAAGAUGCUGGUGCAGGACCACGAGACCGUGUGCGCCGCGGCGCCGGGCACAAGCCCGUCCACCAACGUCGCGGACAGUGGAGACGACAAUGCAGACCAGUGGGAAUGA